Molecule: messenger RNA, 3084 nt
Organism: Carassius auratus (goldfish)
Lineage: Eukaryota; Metazoa; Chordata; Actinopteri; Cypriniformes; Cyprinidae
Product: transcription factor MafG-like
Exons: 3
Coding region: 418-1077 (219 amino acids)
Biological process (GO): regulation of epidermal cell differentiation; regulation of transcription by RNA polymerase II
Cellular component (GO): nucleus
Molecular function (GO): DNA-binding transcription factor activity, RNA polymerase II-specific; RNA polymerase II cis-regulatory region sequence-specific DNA binding
Source: RefSeq, a predicted model, not a curated record
UAUAUUUGUGUUUUUGAUGUUUUCUUUCCACUAAUCUGAAACAACACGAUGUGAACAGACAAUCAAAAUCUAAAAACUUUUUGCCUGUAGUGAUGAUAAAUAAUUAUAUUAAAUGGAUUACAUUCACUUAGAAUACUAAUGCAGUUUUGUAACCAUAGCAACAGCGAGUUUCCGAUAUUUGCCAGUCUUCAGUUGCGCUUUGUCUUAAAAACAAAUAUACUCACUUAUAUUUAAGUAACAUUUUCAGUAGUACUUGUAAAUAUUGUGGGCUAAAUUAAUUAAUUAAUUUAUUUUGUCUUGUGUUAUAAUGCAGGCUACAUGUGAGUUCUGAGCGAGGCACGCGCGUGUUCCUUUAAGAGUCGCGCUGGCGUUGCGUAGAUCCUUCAUGAAUGAAACCACGUGACCAAAGCAAAUCAUAUGACGUCUGGCUUCAGCGCGAGAGAAAGAGGAUCAACACGGUCACAAAUUCGCCGGCAACAGCGACAAACUCCCGCCGGAUUCUCUUCGGUUCCACCCGACACAGUCUCCCGCUGCUCCGGAGGAUUCGAUCUGCGUGGCUUGGCAGCGGUUCCUCGUGGCAUGACGACCACUAACAAAGGAAACAAGGCCUUGAAGGUGAAGAGGGAGCCCGGUGAGAACGGGACGAGCCUGACGGACGAUGAGCUGGUGUCCAUGUCGGUCCGCGAGCUCAACCAGCACCUGCGCGGCCUGACCAAAGAAGAGAUCCUUCAGCUGAAGCAGCGCCGGCGGACACUGAAGAACCGGGGCUACGCCGCCAGCUGCCGCGUCAAGCGUGUCACGCAGAAGGAGGAGCUUGAGAAGCAGAAGGCGGAGCUUCAGCAGGAAGUAGAGAAGCUGGCUUCAGAGAACGCUAGCAUGAAAGUAGAGCUGGACGCGCUGCGCUCCAAAUACGAGGCUCUGCAGAGCUUCGCCAGAACUGUGGCCCGAGGGCCCGUGGCCCCGGUUUGUAACCCCCGCGGGCCCUUGUCCUCCGUCAUCGGGCCCCUCAUUCCCGGGAAGGUUGGAGCCACCAGUGUUAUCACGAUAGUCAAAUCGAAAACCGAUGUGAGGUCUUAGUAGCGCACAGAGAGCAAGGGUUGGUCAGUGCAUGAGGGUUUAGGUGCGGGACGCUCGUUUCACAGCAGACUGAUGGAAAACCUCUUCGGUACUCUGUAAUGUGGGCUUCUUCUGGGUUACGAAAGAAGGAAAGCACAUCUAGGACGGUCAAUCCACUUGGGCUUCCAAAAAGAUCUCCAAAUUCCGAAUCGAAAACCAUGCAGCCAAAUUUUCCUGGUGGAUGUGUGUUGUAUUGCUGUGAGAUUUGUAAUUUUGUACAAAUAUUGGCGACUUUGUAUCGUGCGUUUCACAUGGGGUCCAAGUGUUUCCUUUGUCAUUGUAAUAUUGUACUUUUUAUACAGUGUUUGUGUUGAUUUCCUCUUCGUAUGUGCUGUUAUGCGCCAUUUUUCCGUCCUUUUGGUUUUACGGACUGCAGGCACAAAACACUUUAAACCGUUCAGACUUCCAAACUCUUCCGCCGUCUGAAGGAAAAGCUUUCUGAGGUAGGAGAGUAUCAGCCAAUGAGAAGCUCCCUUUACCUGAGCCUCAUUAUGCACUGACCAAUCGCUGACGGGCAGGAGGAGAGGAGGCAGAGUCAAAUCAGCUGAUGUUGUUCAUAUGGUAGCUAUCAGAAUAUCUGUCACCAGUUUAUGUGCUCCAGUCGUCCUGUUCAGGACAGGAGAUCGUUUUAUUGGCAACGCAGUAACAGGUUUAUGUUAUGUGAUGUAUUAUGUUGUUUAUUUCACGCUGAAGUUGAUCAUGUCUGUCGUUAUCUGUAAAUCCAGAGAGAUUUAUCUUUUUGUGUUCUGUGCCAAACUAAAAACAAGAGGAAAACCCCAAGUUUCUGUCUUUGAGGGACGGACUGUUGUGUGACAUAAACUGGUGAAUCCCACAAGCUUUGCCAUAACUUUGUUGCUGUGACAUUGCGUAAAGUAUUCUACGAAUCUUUGUCUAUAUGGUGGAGUCUUGAAUUUUAUAUACAUACAUAUAUAUAUAUAUAUAUAUAUAAAAAAAUGACAGAGUACCUUGCAUUAUUUAUAAAACAUUUAAAAAAAAAAUAUAAAGAUGUUUGAUAGCUCUCUUUUUUGCAAUUGUACCAAAAGUGGCUUAACUAUUGAAGUCAAUAGCUUUUUCUAGUGGCUAGGCGCGUCAAACUGUGGACUAGCGCGUGUGGUGUGAUUUGUACUGGUGAGGUGGCGAUGUGUUGUUUACGACGUGGAUGUGAUGCUCUUUAUCUUCUGAUUUCAGUCGAAUGCGUGCGAUGAGCGCCGCUUACCCAGAAUCCCCUCUGAGCGUUUGUGUGCUCCAUGUUUAAGUGGACGGGACACGACGGGAUCUCUGGGACGCGCCACAUCGCCUGUGUUUGAGCCCUUUUAUGUGACGUGUCAUUUUUAUAUAUUUUUGGUGUAAAAUGUUUCUAUGGUAUAUUAUAUUUGUAGGUGUUUUUUUCUUCUUUUUUCGGGUUGUUUUCUUUAAAUGCCAGGGAAGUGACUCUGUCUGCACUGGUUUAAACCAGCUCUUCACGCUGCGACGCCGCUCAAAAUAUUACUUUUCUCAACUUUUAAAACUAAGAAAGAGCUGUCCGAAAGGUUUCAGGACACUAUCUGCAUUUUUCUUUUUUUUUUUGGCCAAAUUGUUUCUCCAAUAAGACAAGAAGUAAAACUCAGAGCUGUUGUAAUGCUGCGUUCAUGCUUCUUCGUAAUUACUGUAAUUAUUAGACUGUAAUUAUGUUAAAGUUCUGUCCAUUCUCGGACUCUGAAUUUUUUUUUAUUGCAAUGCACAUAAUGCUUAAAAAUAUGCAGUUCCUCGCACACCCGAUAAAUUGGCAAUUUAUGUAGUCAAAUUACAAUAUUUACUAGAAAAGACAUCUUUGCAUGGUUACAGAAAUUUUAAUGAGCAAUUUCAGUGCAUAGUAAGAAACCAAUAUGCAUCCGAUUGGGAGGAAAAAAUAAAUUAAAAAAUGUUUACAAAUAUUCACAUUUACAAAAAAUACUAUUAAAUAAAUUAUUUAAAUUAAUUUUUACAAAA